GGCGCGGGUUUGGCGCUCAGUUUGAGCGGGGACGGCCCGGGAGCGGGGGCUGCUGCUCCUUCCCGCCCGUCCUUCCCGCUCCUCAUUCCCGCCGCUCCUUCCCGCUCCUCCUUCCCGCCAUGUUCGUCUCCGACUGCCGCCGGGAGUUCUACGAUGUGAUUGUCACCCAGCGUGUUCUUCUUCUCGUUGCUUCAGAUGUUGAUGCAUUAUGUGCUUGUAAAAUACUCCAAGCCCUGUUCCAGUGUGACCAUGUGCAGUACACCCUCGUCCCAGUGUCUGGAUGGCAGGAGCUUGAAACUGCCUUUCUGGAGCACAAAGAUCAGUUCAAAUACUUUGUUCUUAUUAAUUGUGGUGCCAAUGUUGACCUCCUGGAAAUCCUGCAACCUGAAGAAGACACUUUUUUUUUUGUGUGUGACAGCCACAGACCUAUCAAUGUAGUGAAUGUUUACAAUGACACACAGAUUAAGCUGUUAGUCAAGCAAGAUGAUGAUCUCGAUGUUCCUGCCUAUGAUGAUAUCUUCAGAGAUGAGGAGGAGGAAGAAGAGGAUUCAGAGAAUGAAAGUGAGGGGUCAGAACCUUCAGACAAACGCAGACGUUUUGAAGAGGAUGUGAUAGAGAGGACGGUGAGAAGGCGACAAAGGCGAGAGUGGGAAGCACGCAGACGAGAAAUUCUCUUUGAUUAUGAGCAGUAUGAGUACCAUGGGACCUCAUCUGCGAUGGUGAUGUUUGAUCUGGCCUGGGUGAUGUCCAAGGACUUGAACGACAUGCUGUGGUGGGCGAUUGUUGGCCUUACAGAUCAAUGGGUCCAAGAUAAAAUCACACAGAUGAAGUACGUGACGGACGUGGGGGCCCUGCAGCGCCACGUGUCCCGCCACAACCACCGCAACGAGGACGAGGAGCACGCCCUGUCCAUCGACUGCACCCGCAUCGCCUUCGACUACGAUCUGCGCCUGGCCCUGUAUCAGCACUGGUCUCUCUAUGAAAGUCUCUGUAAUACCUCCUACACCUCUGCUAGACUUAAGCUGUGGUCUGUACAAGGGCAGAAGAGGCUCCAGGAGUUUUUGGCUGACAUGGGUUUGCCUUUGAAGCAAGUGAAACAGAAAUUUAAUUCCAUGGACAUGUCUUUGAAAGAAAAUCUUCGGGAAAUGAUUGAAGAAUCUGCAAACAAAUUUGGAAUGAAAGAUUUAAGAGUUCAGACCUUCAGCAUUCACUUUGGCUUUAAGAACAAGUUCUCAGCAAGCGAUAUAGUUUAUGCAACAACUUCUCUUAUGGAGAAUAUAGAGAAAGAGGGGCCUGAAACAACUAAUUUCAUUAAAGCUUUGGACAGUCUCUCCAGGGGUAACCUGGACAAGCUGCACCAAGGACUGGACCUGGCCAAGAAGCAGCUCCGUGCCAUUCAGCAGACAGUGGCCAGCUGUAUUUGCACCAACCUGGUCAUUUCUCAGGGGCCAUUUCUCUAUUGUUCCCUCAUGGAGGGCACACCAGAUGUGAAACUAUUUUCCAAACCCGUGUCUCUGUGCCUGCUUAGUAAAAACUUACUCAAAUCAUUUGUUUGCUCUACAAAAAACAAGCGCUGUAAACUGCUGCCCCUGGUCAUGGCUGCACCCAUGGAUGUGGAACAGGGAACUGUGAUCAUGGUGGGCAUCCCUCCAGAGACAGAGAGCUCGGACAAAAAGAACUUCUUCGGGAGGGCCUUUGAGAAAGCGGCGGACAGCACCGGCUCCAGGACACUGCACAACCAUUUCGACAUGUCCAUAAUUGAAUUGAAAACAGAAGAUCGGAGCAAAUUUCUGGAUGCCCUCAUUUCCCUCUUGUCCUAAUGUGGUGCUUUUUGGCUCCCAGUGCUGGAAGCUGAGGAUCAGACCCUCUGCAGUUAUUUGGGAUGUUCCAAAGUUCGUGGUGCUGCAGUUGUGAUGUAUCUUGCUUUGUCUUAGGAACUGGUACAGGCCUGGACUGUUGUUUUUAUGCCUCUUGGGAGGUCAAAAGGAUUUUGACCUCAGCACACAGAUAUUGAACACUUGUUUUUGUGAACAUCCCACCCCUGUAAGGGGGAUUCCUAAACAGGACUUCUCUUUGUCAAACUUGCUUUUAUUACAGACGUGCUUCUGUGAUGUGUAGUUGGUGACUGACGAGAAAAAAUAGGUUUUGAAGAAGUUCCAUAUUUAUAUUACCACUCAAAUGUGCUUUUAAAAUUGGCUUAAAUGCUUUUUAUUUUUUAAAUGAACUAUUUGAGACUCUACUUGAAAUUCUAGAAUGUUGAAACUGUUUUUGGUACUAUGGGGUUGAAGUCUUGUAGUUUAGUUAAAAGAAUUGUCUUGUGAGACAAGUUCUAAGAUUUUAGGGCUUUUAAAAUCCAAAUACUGAGUAACUGCCAAAUACCAAAUGAAAAAUUUGAGGAAUUCCAGUGUUAAUAAAGCCUUUUUAGUCGUGCAUUGUGAUAGUGUAUUGCAGCUUGACUUGGGAAUAAUUUUCCUGGAAAGAGUCUAAAGUACUGUGAUGAUUCUGUUCCAUAACAGAUUUCAUUUUACUUUGGUCAUAUGAAAUGAAAUGGCUUGUUGGCCUUAACCUGCUGUGCAUUGGUGGGUGUGUAAAUGUGUACAUUUGGAAUUCUUUUCUUCUUGCAAUGUUUACUUGAAUUCUCUGUGACUUCAAUGUUUUCAUGUAUUAUAAGGAGUAUCUAAAGGUUAUGCAUCAUUACAUCAAUUUUGUACAUAUUUUAAAACAGAUUAAUUUAAUAUUACACAUGAUUUAAAUGUAGCCAACAGAAACCUAAUUAAACUAUAUAUUUUUAUUCAAACAAAAGUG
Molecule: messenger RNA, 2805 nt
Organism: Pseudopipra pipra
Lineage: Eukaryota; Metazoa; Chordata; Aves; Passeriformes; Pipridae
Gene: CDC45
Product: cell division cycle 45
Exons: 19
Coding region: 120-1820 (566 amino acids)
Biological process (GO): mitotic DNA replication preinitiation complex assembly; double-strand break repair via break-induced replication; DNA replication initiation
Cellular component (GO): DNA replication preinitiation complex
Molecular function (GO): chromatin binding; single-stranded DNA binding; DNA replication origin binding
Source: RefSeq, a predicted model, not a curated record